Lactuca saligna is the source of this 2379-nucleotide messenger RNA. The record is from the annotation of a GenBank genome assembly. Lineage: Eukaryota; Viridiplantae; Streptophyta; Magnoliopsida; Asterales; Asteraceae.
UUCAUAUCUCAAUUAUAAUCACAACAUUCGGUUAGACAUUCUAUUUAUUUCAUUUGAUUGAGUGGGAAAUUAGCCAUAUUUGUCAUGUCACGCCUCUUAAGCCAAAGAAAAUUGGAAAGGAGGUGAGGAGAGUGUCUUCGCUGUGGAAAGUGUGGCAUGGUGAAUUUACCAUUAAGCCAUAGUAGCACCCAAAAUCUAAGUGGAGCCAUUAAGUUUGUUUACCCUAUUGAAACCUAUAACCCUCUUACAUUAUAGACUUAUAGUGUUACAUUUGGUCACGACUCAGGGGUCGUAGUUUUCGUUCCUUUCGUUCUACCCUUUAUAUUUGCUCUCAUUCACUCAUCCUCUUGCAAUCUUUCCCCUGUUCUUGAAUCCUACACCCAAGGGCCAAGAUACUCAGACCAGUCAACACCCCUGAUACAGCCUUCUGUACCCUAUUAAUUUCUAGGGUUUCAACAAUAACCAAUAAACCCUAAUUCAACAACAAAUGGCGAAUUUGAUUCAAAUCGGGUCAAGCACAGUGCUUUCCCCCUUUCCAGACUCCACCAGAUUCAAAACCAUAAACCCAAUUCUCCCAAGAACCCAAUUUGCGAAUUUAACCAAACAUCAUAAACCCUUUCUUCGUGGCACCACCCUAACGGUGGCUAGGUUCGGGCCUGGGCAGGUUCAGUUUCCUGACCCGGAAAACUUCAAAGACCUGAUUGAUAGAGCUGAAGGUAUCAUGUAUACGAUUGCUGACGCUAUUGUUUCUGCUACUCCUGAUUCUGGUAUCACCACGAACGUUGGAACCAAACAGAGUAAUGAUUGGCUCUCUGGAAUCACUAAUUACAUGGAAACUGUUCUCAAGUUUUUGAAGGAUGGUCUCUCUACGCUCCAUGUUCCAUAUUCAUAUGGUUUUGCUAUUAUACUCCUUACUGUUCUUGUGAAGGCUGCAACAUUUCCUCUGUCAAAAAAGCAGGUGGAAUCUGCAAUGGCAAUGCGAUCUUUGCAACCUCAAAUAAAGGCUAUUCAGGAACGGUAUGCUGGUGAUCAGGAGCGCCUUCAGCUUGAAACUGCAAGAUUGUACAAACUUGCAGGGAUAAAUCCCUUGGCAGGAUGCUUGCCAACCCUAGCCACAAUACCCGUUUGGAUUGGUCUAUAUAGAGCCCUAUCAAAUGUUGCAGAUGAGGGACUUCUGGCUGAAGCUUUCUUUUGGAUUCCAUCCCUUGCUGGCCCCACAACGGUUGCUGCUAGACAAAGUGGCAGUGGCAUUUCUUGGCUCUUCCCUUUCAUUGAUGGUCAACCUCCACUUGGGUGGUCAGAUACAGCUGCAUAUCUUGUGUUGCCUGUGCUCCUUGUGGUUUCUCAAUACAUAUCUGUUCAGAUCAUGCAGUCAACACAACCACAGAGCAAUGAUCCAAAUAUGAAGACUUCUCAAGCCAUAACCAAAUUCCUGCCAUUGAUGAUUGGUUAUUUUGCACUUUCAGUGCCUUCUGGUCUAAGCCUUUACUGGCUGACAAACAAUAUAUUAAGUAGUGCACAACAAAUAUGGCUUCAAAAAAUGGGGGGUGCAAAUAAUCCAGCAAUAAAAAAAAUUAAUUAUGAAGCUCUUAAAGAAGAUAAGCCCAAGGUUGAGGAAUCAUUGUUGCAAAUGCAAACAACAUCAGUUAAAGCACCUAAAAUAGAGAAGCCUGAUGCACAAGGGUAUCUCCCUGGUGAGAGAUUUAAACAGUUAAAGGAACAAGAAGCAAGGAAGAAACAACAAAAGGAAGCGGAAAAAGCUAAACAGAUUUCAUUAACAAAGGAAGCCAUCAAGGGAGACACAGACACAGACACGAAAGUAGAUCAUGAAAAAGCUGAUUCCGAUUCCGAUUCCAUCAAGUCUCUUAAUGGAAAUGUUACGUCUUCUGAUUCCAAUCAAGCUGAGAAAACUUCGAUGGAAUACAAUAGCAGCAGCAUUGAAAAGGAAAAAGCUGCGACUUGUACAGCAGAAAAUGAAGAUGAAAGAGCAUGAGAUGAGAUAAUUUCACCAAUUUAGAAAGAGGAAAUACCUCACCACAUACACGGGUGAUUUUACCACCAAAUAUAAUGGGAGGAGAGAAAUACGUUGGGAUGGGAUGGGUUGGGUUUGAACAUACACAUAAGGUAAAAAGUGUAGAUACGUAACUUCUGUUACCCAAUACAAUGAACAUUGAAUGAGAGGUUGGUUCCUUUUAAAGAUGAGUUUUCCAUGAUAGUGUAGAAUUUGUCCUACUUAGACAUUCUUUGUACCAUUUUUUGUGUUUAACUUUGAUUUAUCUUUUUGUUUUUCAUAAUAUAUGACACUCAUUUUGCAAAAUGCGAAGAUUUCUAUUGUGGACUUGUAGAACAAAAGAUGAAUAUUAUAUUUCAAAAGUGCAU